GCCUCUCCCAGCUGCAUUGUGGGUACAGGGACAGCGGCAUGCAAAGAUGGCUGAGAAGCAGAAGCACGACGGGCGGGUUAAAAUAGGACACUACAUCCUGGGGGACACGCUGGGAGUCGGCACCUUCGGCAAAGUGAAAAUGGGCGAACAUCAGCUCACAGGGCAUAAGGUUGCAGUGAAAAUUUUAAAUCGGCAGAAGAUCCGGAAUUUGGACGUUGUUGGCAAAAUCAAGCGCGAAAUUCAAAAUCUAAAGCUAUUCCGUCACCCGCACAUUAUCAAAUUGUACCAGGUUAUCAGCACGCCGACGGAUUUCUUCAUGGUCAUGGAGUACGUGUCCGCCGGGGAAUUAUUCGAUUAUAUCUGCAAACAUGGACGGGUUGAAGAAGCGGAGGCGAGGCGCCUCUUCCAGCAGAUCCUCUCCGCGGUAGAUUACUGUCACAGGCAUAUGGUCGUCCACCGAGAUCUGAAACCCGAGAACGUGUUGCUGGACGGACAGAUGAAUGCCAAGAUUGCAGAUUUUGGACUGUCUAACAUGAUGUCAGACGGGGAGUUCCUGCGCACCAGCUGCGGUUCUCCCAAUUACGCCGCGCCGGAAGUCAUAUCAGGGAGACUGUACGCUGGCCCUGAGGUUGAUAUAUGGAGCUGUGGGGUAAUACUCUAUGCCCUCCUGUGCGGGACUCUCCCGUUCGACGAUGAACACGUUCCAACGUUAUUCAAAAAAAUAAGAGGAGGAGUAUUCUACAUCCCCGAGUACUUGAAUCGCUCUGUUGCUACCUUGUUGAUGCACAUGCUGCAAGUCGACCCACUGAAACGCGCUACAAUCAAAGAUAUAAGAGAACACGAGUGGUUCAAGCAGGAUUUGCCCAGCUACUUGUUUCCCGAGGACCCCUCGUAUGAUGCCAACGUUAUUGACGACGAGGCGAUAAAGGAAGUGUGCGAAAAGUUCGAAUGCACAGAGUCGGAAGUCAUGAACAGUCUAUACAGCGGUGACCCUCAAGACCAGCUUGCUGUAGCGUACCACCUCAUAAUAGACAACCGAAGAAUUAUGAACCAAGCCAGCGAGUUCUACCUGGCAUCCAGCCCACCCACAAGCUCGUUCAUGGACGAAUACUCCAUGCACAUGACGUCUGGCAUCAAGCCACAUCCGGAACGAAUGCCUCCGCUAGUAGCAGAUAGCCCCAAAGCAAGAUGUCCCUUAGAUGCGCUGAACACCACCAGACCCAAACCUCUGGCCGUGAAGAAAGCAAAAUGGCACCUGGGAAUCCGUAGCCAGAGUAAACCGUACGAUAUUAUGGCAGAAGUCUACCGGGCCAUGAAGCAGCUGGACUUCGAAUGGAAGGCGGUGAACCCGUAUCAUCUGAGGGUGAGAAGAAAAAACCCAGUGACCGGCCACUACGUGAAAAUGAGCCUUCAGCUGUACCAGGUCGAUAAUCGCAGCUAUCUGCUGGACUUCAAAAGCAUUGACGAUGAAGCCAUGGAACAUAAAUCCGGCUCUUCGACGCCCCAGCGUACCUGUUCCGCUGCCGGCCUGCACAGACCAAGACUGAGCGUCGACUCAACCAUCUCGGAGUGUCUGCCACAAAGCGCGCCUCUCUUCGGCUCCCUUACGGGAAGUUUUACGGCAGUGACGCCCCGGUCAGGCAGCCAUACAAUGGAUUUCUUUGAAAUGUGUGCCAGUUUGAUCACCACAUUAGCUCGUUAAAAAGCUGAGUGACCCCCCCCACACACUCACACACACAUUAUUUAAUUAGGCAAUGUAAAUAUAAUUUUUUUUUAGCGAUACAAAGUUUGACUUGGGCAUUGUGUACAGUUCAACCAAUCGAGCGUCUGCACACAAUUUUAAUUUUUAAAGAGCUGCUGUUAAAUGUGGAUACUAUAGAAAAUGUUCUUUUAAAUCCAUUUGUAAUAACUUUCUUUAAACAAGAGGUUUUUUUUAAAAAAAAAAAAAUGUGCCGAUUUAUAUAGUAAGCUACUGAUUUAUUUACAUUACGCUAAUUUAUCAAUAGAAAUGGAAAAUUAUAUUUUAUUUAUUUUGGUAUUAUAAUAGGUUGUAUGAUGAAUAGCAGCUUUUAUUUUUAUAGUGCGUUGUCAUCCUGUUAAACUAUUAAAACAAUUAGUGCUGGAA
Molecule: messenger RNA, 2125 nt
Organism: Spea bombifrons (plains spadefoot toad)
Lineage: Eukaryota; Metazoa; Chordata; Amphibia; Anura; Pelobatidae
Gene: PRKAA2
Product: protein kinase AMP-activated catalytic subunit alpha 2
Exons: 9
Coding region: 47-1702 (551 amino acids)
Biological process (GO): intracellular signal transduction; protein phosphorylation
Cellular component (GO): cytoplasm
Molecular function (GO): ATP binding; AMP-activated protein kinase activity
Source: RefSeq, a predicted model, not a curated record